CCCCGGGCGCCUCUACUGCACCGGCGCCGCUGCAUUAUAAAUACUUCUCCAAAAUGCGGCGCAGCUCCCUGCGCGCGCCCCGGCCGCCCGCCGCCUCCGCCCCGCGCCCCUGAGCCGCCGCCGCCGCUGCCGCCCGCCGCCGCCGCGGGUCCGAGGGCGCCGCGCCCUUGCCUGGGCCCGGGCCGAGCCCGCCCGCCCGCCUGCCGCCCGGCCGCGUCCCCGAGCUGCGCCGCCCGGCCGGGUGCAUGCAUUGUGGGCCUCCCGACAUGGUCUGCGAGACGAAGAUCGUGGCCGCCGAGGACCAUGAGGCGCUGCCGGGGGCGAAGAAGGACGCGCUGCUCGCUGCCGCCGGCGCCAUGUGGCCCCCGCUGCCCGCCGCUCCCGGGCCGGCCGCUGCGCCUGCCGCACCCCCGCCCGCCCCCGGUGUCCAGCAGCGCGGUGGGACUGGGGGCGCGGGGCCCCCGGGGGGGCGCGGCGUGUGCAUCCGCGAGUUCCGCCCGGCGGAGCAGGAGGCGGCGCGCCGCAUCUUCUACGACGGCAUCAUGGAGCGCAUCCCCAACACGGCCUUCCGCGGCCUGCGGCAGCACCCGCGCACGCAGCUGCUCUACGCCCUGCUGGCGGCGCUCUGCUUCGCCCUGACCCGCUCUCUACUGCUGACCUGCCUGGUGCCGGCCGGGCUGCUGGGCCUGCGCUACUACUACAGCCACAAGGUGAUCCGCGCCUACCUGGACUGCGCGCUGCGCACGGACAUGGCCGACAUUGAGCACUACUACAUGAAACCACCGGGCUCCUGCUUCUGGGUGGCCGUGCUGGACGGUAAUGUGGUGGGCAUCGUGGCCGCGAGGGCCCAUGAGGAGGACAACACCGUUGAGCUGCUGCGCAUGUCUGUGGACUCGCGCUUCCGUGGCAAGGGCAUCGCCAAGGCACUGGGCCGGAAGGUGCUGGAGUUCGCCGUGGUGCACAACUACUCUGCCGUGGUGCUGGGCACGACGGCUGUCAAGGUGGCUGCCCACAAGCUGUACGAGUCACUGGGCUUCAGACACAUGGGCGCAAGUGACCACUACGUGCUGCCUGGCAUGACCCUCUCUCUGGCUGAGCGCCUCUUCUUCCAGGUCCGCUACCAUCGCUACCGCCUGCAGCUGCGUGAGGAGUGACCACCACUGCUUGCCUGCCCACUGCCCCGGCUGCCCUGCCCACCUGUGCCCGCCUGCUUGCCGCCCAGUGUGGCCCUGCUUAGACCCUCACCUCGGCAUUGUGUUGGGUUUUUCUUUUUCAUCAUCACAUGGCUCCCAGCUGGGUCUCGGGGUGCAGGGACCGUGGCUCUUCAUGACACUUUGGGUGAGUUGUCUGCAGCCACGGCCCCUUGCCUUGCCCAGCCUGCCAGGCAGCUUGCAACGCCUUGAAGAGUCGCAACUUGGACCUCUGCAGCUGUCCAUGAGGCUGCCCAGGCGCUGCCACUGGGAAGGCUCAGCCCUGCCCACCAGCCACAGAACCUCUGCGAUGAGGCCCCAGCUAUGGAUCAGCUGUUGGGCCCUGGCGGGGAGGCCUGCGGGCGGCCAGGGGCCCUGCUCUGCAACGUGCAUGCUGAGGGUGUGGCCCGGCCACAGCAUGCCGCAUGCCCACUGCCUCCUGCAGCUGCCCUGUCCAGACUGGACCCUGAGGUCCAUGGCUGGUGAGCACCCCUGCCCGAGCCCAAGCUAGACAGGGGGCCUGCCCUGCUGCCCAUCCCACCUGCUCUCUGGAGGGGCCUGGACCACCCCAGCUUCGUCCACUCUUGCUGUGCUUUGACACGCAUCACGGCCCUCCCAUCCCUGCCCCUCCCCCGCCUGGGCUGGCUGACUGGUGACAUCACCUAGGGGUGGGGGCCCAUGGGGACACACCUUGCCCCCAGCACCUGCUGGAUCACGGUGGCUUCUCCCAGACAUCCCCGGGGACCCCUGUGCCUGGCUGGUGGGGUUUGCCCACGUGUCUCACUAACCCAGGCCGCUGCUGACUAUGCCCAGCCCACAGCUUCUCCUAGCCUGAAACCGACCCAUUUUCUAAGUUAUUUAGACCGAAUAGCACUCUGCAUGACUUUAAUUCUUGGGACAAAACGGUAGUUUGCACCCUGAGACACGCACAUCUGUGUGGUGCUGGAAUGUGCACUGUGUCUGGCCCAGUGUGACAGGGUAGGUGGCCGGGUGGGUGAGUCGUUCACAAUGUGACAUCUGGAGGGAGACCCGGAGCUAGCUGGCUUCCUGCCCAGGAGCAGCCCAGAUUAGUGAGGAGGCUUCAGCUGUUCCUUCCAGCCAUUAGGUCAGCAGGUGGAGGGGCAGAUCCAGGUGGAGUCCCUGUGGUUGCAGGGGCAGGGCUGGACUGCUUGGGGCCUGGGUUGGGGGUGGCCAGCUUGGCUCCAGCUGGCUGUGCUCCUGGCCUGGCCUCUCCUCUAGACGUCAGAUGCAGGGAUUGUCCUGGCAAGGAGUAGCCUGGGAAGUGGAGGGGGAGGCAGGGACAGCAUGACCGCACAUCCAGCCUGGAUCUGGCUGGAGGGGCAUGAGACCCACCUAGGCCCCUUGAUGUGGGGGUCGGGGAUGGGGAAGUGUGGGCUGGGUGGCCACAGACCUGGGUGCCACGCACUAAGCCACGUGCUGGGCCGCAGACGGGACCUUCAUAAAAAGGUGCUUCAGAAAUUAUUGAAUUAACGGAACAAGCCCAGCUUCUAGGGGCAUUUUGUCCCGUUAGCAAUUGAGGUAUUUGCAGAAUACUGUACAGACCCCGCUCUCCCUUGUAUAUUCCUCCCUGGUGGUGCCUGGCCCCUGCUCUGGGUGGGAGUUUUGUAGACUGUACAGAAAUCGGCACCCUAUUUUCUUGCAGCUCUCAGAUUUUGUUAAUCUGGAUUAUACAGACAGACGUAAAGUGUUUUAGCAAAAUGGAAAACAAACAGUUGUGCCUUUUU
This is a messenger RNA of Nycticebus coucang (slow loris), 2935 nucleotides long. RefSeq names its product N-acetyltransferase 8 like (gene ASPNAT). NCBI's taxonomy places the organism in Eukaryota, Metazoa, Chordata, Mammalia, Primates, Lorisidae. The record is from RefSeq and is a predicted model, not a curated record. The transcript has 3 exons. Gene Ontology annotation, molecular function: L-aspartate N-acetyltransferase activity. The coding region runs from base 246 to 1154 and encodes 302 amino acids. Gene Ontology annotation, cellular component: mitochondrial membrane.